UUUGUACCUUUGCAGGGGAAGAAGUUUAACUUUGGGAAGAUUCUUUUCAGUAACACCACCAUUUUCCUAAAAUUUGAAGGAGAUGAGAAAGCUUGUGAUCCCUCCCAAAGUUACAAUGUGACCUGGUACUUAAGAUAUUCUGACUGCUACAAUGAAGUCUUCAACUUUGGGGAUGAACAGGCAGAAUAUUAUUUUGGGGCUACGUCUGAAGAGCAUCAGGGUUGGUCAGGAUACUAUGCCAUGUCUUCUCUUAUCUUUCCAAAUUGCUCUGUGCUGUUUAGGCCUCAGAUUUUCUAUAAAGAAUUUGUUCAUCCAGAGCCUCUCUCAGUUGAGAAGCAAGAGGGCUUAAAAGAGAAGAAGGAGAGUGGGGGAAAUCUCACAAUGGUGGCAGAUAAAACUGUAAUGAAUGCUGUUGCCAAAACUUGGCGAGAUGGGCCAUAUAUUUUUAUUAUGUACAUUGGAACAAAGGAUUCUACCACCAGAGUCAAAAGAACAGAGAAAGAGCCACCUUCCUCACAUCAGAAUAAACCCAUUACAAUGACGAUCGAACUGAAGGGGCCAUAUGAGUAUCUCUCACUUGCAGACUAUCCUCUGAUGAUUUUUUUCAUGGUGAUGUGUAUCGUGUACGUAUUCUUCGGGGUUCUGUGGCUGGCGUGGUCAGCCUGCUACUGGCGAGACCUCCUGAGGAUCCAGUUCUGGAUUGGAGCUGUUAUCUUCCUGGGAAUGCUGGAGAAGGCAGUUUUCUACGCAGAGUUCCAGAACAUCCGCUACACGGGGGAAUCCGUUCAGGGAGCAGUAAUACUGGCAGAACUGCUUUCUGCUGUGAAGCGCUCGUUGGCUCGAACUUUGGUCAUCAUAGUCAGCCUGGGAUAUGGGAUAGUCAAGCCUCGCCUUGGAGUUACUCUUCACAAAGUAGUUAUGGCUGGAGCCCUUUAUCUAUUAUUUUCUGGCAUGGAAGGUGUUCUUAGAGUCACAGGGGCCCAGAAUGAUCUUGCCUCCUUGGCUUUUAUUCCCCUGGCUUUCCUGGAUACUGCCCUGUGCUGGUGGAUAUUCAUCAGCUUAACUCAAACAAUGAAACUGCUCAAACUUCGAAGGAACGUUGUGAAGCUCUCGUUGUAUCGGCACUUCACCAACACGCUCAUCUUGGCAGUAGCAGCAUCUAUUGUAUUUAUCAUCUGGACCACCAUGAAGUUCAGGCUGGUGGACUGUCAGUCGGACUGGCAGGAGCUGUGGGUAGAUGAUGCCAUCUGGCGUUUAUUGUUCUCAAUGAUCCUUUUUGUCAUCAUGGUUCUGUGGAGACCAUCUGCUAACAACCAAAGGUUUGCUUUCUCACCACUAUCUGAAGAGGAUGAUGAUGAUGAGCAGAAAGAGCCAAUGUUAAAGGAAAGCUUUGAAGGAAUGAAAAUGAGAAGUACAAAGCAAGAACCAAAUGGGAAUGUCAAAGCAAACAAAGCUCAGGAGGAUGACCUGAAGUGGGUAGAGGAGAACGUUCCUUCGUCAGUGACAGAUGUUGCUCUUCCAGCUCUACUGGAUUCAGAUGAGGAAAGAAUGAUUACACACUUUGAAAGGUCCAAAAUGGAAUGAAGGAGCAGCUUUUUGCUAUUGGAAGUGGAGACGCCUCUUUUAAAGUUGCUUGGUUGAGCAAGUGCAUCCUGCUGAUAGUUUCUUGAUCCCAGCCUUGGAAGUUUAAUGCUUGGUUGUCACGAGGCCGUCUUGCCGUGGAAGGAGUUCACAAGGACAUUAUAAACCUUUUGGAAAUUUGAAUAUACAAAGUUGCUGCAAGUUUGGAUUUUUAAGCAAUUUAAAUGUGUACUAUUCCAGCACCUUCUGUAACUUUUCAAAUAUUUAAUCUGUGAAACUAAAAUUCAUGUCUGUUUGAGGA
Molecule: messenger RNA, 1882 nt
Organism: Merops nubicus (carmine bee-eater)
Lineage: Eukaryota; Metazoa; Chordata; Aves; Coraciiformes; Meropidae
Gene: TMEM87A
Product: transmembrane protein 87A
Exons: 19
Biological process (GO): retrograde transport, endosome to Golgi
Cellular component (GO): Golgi cisterna membrane; Golgi apparatus
Source: RefSeq, a predicted model, not a curated record